UUUUGAUGGUUGAAUUUGGUCGGAUGUUGCGGUUUGCUGCCAAAACCGACAUGUCUUCUUUAAAUUUAAAUCUUUUAGUGUGUACUGUGCUAUGUGUCCUAGUUUCUUCAAAUACGCAAACAGUUCAUAGACGUUUUGAAUAUAAAUACUCAUUUAAGCCCCCAUAUUUAGCCCAAAAAGAUGGAUCGGUGCCUUUCUGGGAAUACGGUGGAAAUGCCAUCGCGUCAGGCGAGAGCGUGCGUCUAGCGCCGUCGCUCCGCAGCCAGAAGGGCGCGAUAUGGACCAAGAACCCCAUCAACUUCGACUGGUGGGAGGUCGACGUCAUGUUCAAGAUCUCCGGUCGCGGCAGGAUCGGUGCUGAUGGACUGGCGUUCUGGUACACGACGCAACGCGGCGAAUACACGGGCGACGUGUUCGGCUCGUCGGACCGCUGGAACGGCCUCGGCGUCAUCUUCGACUCCUUCGAUAACGACAACAAACACAACAACCCCUACAUCAUGGCCGUCGUCAACGAUGGCACCAAGAGCUUCGAUCAUAAGAGUGACGGGUCGACGCAGCUGCUGUCGGGCUGCCUGCGCGACUUCCGCAACAAGCCGUACCCGACGCGCGCCCGCAUCGAAUACUACCUCAACACCCUCACAGUAUACUUCCACAACGGUCUGACGAACAACGAGGCGGACUACGAGCUGUGUUUCCGCGCUGAGAACGUGGUGCUGCCGCGCGGCGGUUACCUGGGGCUGUCGGCGGCGACGGGCGGGCUCGCCGACGACCACGACGUUGUGCACCUGCUCACCACCUCGCUGCAUACCACGCAGCAGCCCGGCGGCCAGCAAAUGAGCAGCGAUGAACAGCAGAAACUGUCUCAAGAAUACCAGGAGUAUCAGAAGAAAUUGGAGCAACAGAAAGAGGACUACAGGAAAGAGCAUCCCGAUGAAGUGCGUGACAGAGACGGCGAGAUGGAGGACUGGUUCGAAUCGGACGGCCAGAGGGAGUUGCGGCAGAUUUUCCAGGGGCUCGGACAAGUGCAAGACGUUAUGAGGGACCUGCACAAGAAAGUUGACGAGGUGAUCGGCAAACAGAUGAACUCUCUGUCGAUGUUGACGGCGGUGUACAGCCACACGCAGGGUCAGCCGCUGCAGCCCGCGCAGCCGCCGCAACCCGGACAGGUGCAGCAGCUCCCCGGCAUGCCGAUAACCCGUCAGGACUGGGACGUGCUCACCGCCAACAACCAGCUCAUGAUCAACACCAUCGCCGAGCUCAAGGGCUUCAUAAUCGACGUGACGCGCAAGUCUGACGCGAUCCUGGCGGCGGGCGGCGGCGGCACGGUGCAGGGCACGGUCGUCAACCCGCAGUUCCUCUCCGAAGUGCGCGACAACCUCAGCCAGCUGAAAAACACCCUCGCUGGAGUACAGCAGAGGGUGAACAUGCCGCAGGCGGCGCCGAUGUCGUCGUGUCCGAGCGUGUCGUGCGCCUCCACCGGCAUGCUGCUCACGCUGCUCGUUGGUCAUCUCAUCCUCAUGUUCCUAUACGCGCUCUACAAAGAAAGGAAGGAGGCGCAAGCGAAAAAGUUCUUCUGAGUCCGUAGAUGUGUGGACACUACUCACUUGCGGUACAUUGUAAGCUCUUCUGCAUUUGUUCAACAUUCUGUCACAAUAAUAUUGUAUAGAGCUCGAUUUUCUUUCACUUUUUGAUACGUUCACAUAAUUUUUGAACCAAUCAUGUUCGUAACUGUUAAGUUAUAUUUUUUUUAAUGCCGUCCAGGUUGGUCCAGACGUUUAUGUGAAUUUUUUAUUUCCAAUGUUGAUCAACAUAAUCUACAUUAUGACUAAGAUCAACUCUUCUAUGUUAAGUUUUGGGGACAAAUAAGUGUAUGUUGCAUUACAAAAUAAUUUUUGUUAAAAUCAUUCCCGCGACCCAAAUUUAGCCAAACCUUGCGGCAAAGAUUACAUAGGGACCGAAUUUAAUCUAAUUCGUAUUAAAUAAUUCUAACAUUCAAAGAAUGGUUAAAAUAUAAUU
Aricia agestis (brown argus) is the source of this 2016-nucleotide messenger RNA. It is a transcript of the gene ergic53, whose product is annotated as protein ERGIC-53. Bases 6 to 1577 code for a protein of 523 amino acids. The transcript is spliced from 12 exons. Gene Ontology annotation, molecular function: D-mannose binding. The record is from RefSeq and is a predicted model, not a curated record. NCBI's taxonomy places the organism in Eukaryota, Metazoa, Arthropoda, Insecta, Lepidoptera, Lycaenidae. Gene Ontology annotation, biological process: Golgi organization; endoplasmic reticulum to Golgi vesicle-mediated transport; endoplasmic reticulum organization. Gene Ontology annotation, cellular component: COPII-coated ER to Golgi transport vesicle; endoplasmic reticulum membrane; Golgi membrane.